Leptopilina heterotoma is the source of this 2024-nucleotide messenger RNA. RefSeq names its product mothers against decapentaplegic homolog 9-like. The record is from RefSeq and is a predicted model, not a curated record. Gene Ontology annotation, biological process: cell differentiation; anatomical structure morphogenesis; regulation of transcription by RNA polymerase II. NCBI's taxonomy places the organism in Eukaryota, Metazoa, Arthropoda, Insecta, Hymenoptera, Figitidae. The transcript has 3 exons. The coding region runs from base 263 to 1969 and encodes 568 amino acids. Gene Ontology annotation, cellular component: heteromeric SMAD protein complex. Gene Ontology annotation, molecular function: RNA polymerase II cis-regulatory region sequence-specific DNA binding; DNA-binding transcription factor activity, RNA polymerase II-specific; I-SMAD binding.
UCGACAGUGGUAUUUGACACUCUCCUCAAGUGUAUUUAGUGUUACUUAAGACUUCUCAACUAUUAGUGUCUCUCAGUUUUCUGUAAAAGAAAAAAAAGCGAAAAACGUCAAAAGAAAAUUUAAUAAAUUUUUCAAGUGUGAUUUUAAUAAUAAUAAUUAAAUUUUGUGUUAAUUGAGUAAUUCGUAAAUUCAUGCAAAUUGGAUAUUAUUUCAAGAUUACGUGAUUAGGUUUUUGCUUCACCGAAAAAUCCAAAAAAAAAUAAUGGAGGAAGAAGAAGGUGGAUCAGGACACAAAAAUGCCUUUAUAAAAUUCUUCUCCUUCACAAAUCCAGCGGUGAAGAAGCUUCUCGGUUGGAAGCAGGGCGACGAGGAGGAAAAAUGGGCCGAGCGUGCCGUCGACGCUCUCGUGAAGAAAUUAAAGAAGAAAAAAGGUUCCCUCGACGAAUUAGAGCGGGCACUCAGUAAUCCCGGUGUACCAAGUAAAUGCAUAACAAUUCCCCGCAGUCUCGAUGGUCGCCUUCAAGUAUCACAUCGCAAGGGCCUCCCUCACGUCAUCUAUUGUCGUGUAUGGCGUUGGCCCGAUCUGCAAUCACACAAUGAAUUAAAAUCCAUUGACUCCUGUCAAUUUCCAUUUAAUGCAAAAAAACCCGAAGUCUGCGUCAAUCCCUAUCACUAUAAACGUGUCGACAUUCAAAUGUUACCGCCAAUUCUCGUGCCAAGACACUCGGAAUAUCCACCCGAUCAUUCACUGCAACCAUUUCAACAGGCCUCCACCGAAUAUAUGAUGCCAAAAAAUAUGACGUGCUCGAAUAAUGGUUUUACUUCGAUUCCAAGUCCUGGGAGUAUUCCAAGUAUUCCAAGUCCAGGCGCUGGACAACCGGCGAGAUAUUCGUCACCUGAUUUAUUCACCUCGGGUCUUCCUACGCCGCCCAUGGAGACUUCACUGUCGAAUCUUGAACAGGCCUUUGUUCCACAAAAUUUUGGCAAUGAUGUCGAUUUUGCCACCGAUUUCAGUCAAUAUUUGAGUGCGAAUAAUUGCGACAAGUUUCAGUCGCAACAAUUUUCGCCGUAUCAUCAACAGCAGCCACAGAAUCAUCAGCUGAAUAAUCAACAUCAACAGAAUCAUCAACAGCAUCAACAGAAUCAUCAACAGCAUCAACAGAAUCAUCAGCAGCAUCAACUGAAUAAUCAACAGCAUCAACUGAAUAAUCAGCAGCAUCAACUGAAUAAUCAUCAUCAUCAACAGCAUCAGCUGAAUAAUCAGCAGCAUCAACAGAAUAAUCAGCAGCAUCUACAACAGACAAUAAAUCAAUCAGUGAAUAAUCCAACGGCAAAUAUUGUUUCAAAUCAAGUGGCACAAGUUUGUUAUCAGGAACCACAAAAUUGGUCGACAAUUUCCUACUAUGAAUUAAAUGUCCGCGUUGGUGAGGUAUUCAAUUGUCAGUCGAAUAAUAUAAUUGUCGAUGGUUUCACGCAUCCAAAUAAUUCGGCGCGCUUUUGCUUGGGACAAUUGUCGAAUAUUAAUAGAAAUUCAACGAUUGAAAAUACAAGGCGACAUAUUGGAAAGGGUAUUAGUUUUCAUUAUGUGAAUGGUGAAGUUUAUGCGAAAUGCCUAUCGGACUAUUCGGUGUUUGUUCAAUCGAGAAAUUGUAAUCACGCGCAUGGUUUUCAUUUGAGUACGGUGUGUAAAAUACCGCCAAAAUGUUCGUUGAAAAUUUUCAGCAAUCAAGAAUUUUGGUCAUUACUACAGGAGACGGUUAAUCGUGGCUAUGAGGCAGUUUACGAGUUGACGACAAUGUGUCUCAUUAGAGUAUCAUUUGUAAAAGGUUGGGGAGCGGAAUAUCAUCGUCAGGACGUUACUUCAACACCAUGCUGGAUCGAAGUGCAAUUAAAAGGACCAUUACAAUGGUUAGACAGAGUCCUCAUAGAAAUGGGAUCGCCUCAAUUUGCAAUAGGUUCCAUGUCGUAACUGUAAACAAAAAAAAAAACAAAAAUUAUUCAUAAAUCGUGCCUUAAUCUGUAAA